AUGACGGUAGCACAUGAUUUGACCCGCAGGGGGUCUACUCAGGUCAUCAAUGGGAUGGCUCUUGAGGACAAGUUCGAAGUUUUGAAGGAGAUUGGCGAUGGUAGCUUUGGCAGUGUGGUCCUCGCCAGGGUACGGAGUGCCGGCGCCAGCGUUGCCCGCCGGGGCACAGUGAUUGCCAUCAAGACCAUGAAGAAGACGUUUGACUCGUUUACAGCAUGCAUGGAACUGAGGGAGGUGGUCUUCCUCAGGACACUACCCAUCCACCCCCACCUAGUCCCGGCGCUCGACAUUUUCCUUGAUCCCUUCAGCAAGAAGCUUCAUAUUUGCAUGGAGUACAUGGAAGGGAAUCUUUACCAGCUAAUGAAGGCGAGGGAUCACAAGUGCCUUGACAAUGGCAGCGUUAAGAGCAUCCUCUUCCAGAUCAUGCAGGGUCUUGAGCAUAUCCACGCCCACAGCUUCUUCCACCGAGACAUCAAGCCCGAGAACAUCCUCGUCUCUACCUCAGCCCAUUCUGACUACACCAACUCAUUCAGGCGAUAUUCGGCUUUGGUAACACCCCCUUCCACGCCGCCCACUUACACCGUUAAGAUUGCCGACUUCGGCUUGGCGCGCGAGACACAUUCGAAAUUGCCUUACACGACCUAUGUCUCGACAAGGUGGUAUCGCGCGCCGGAGGUGCUUCUGAGGGCCGGCGAGUACUCGGCGCCCGUCGAUAUUUGGGCCGUUGGUGCCAUGGCCGUGGAGGUAGCUACCCUGAAGCCUCUUUUCCCCGGUGGAAACGAGGUCGACCAGGUGUGGAGGCAUCCAAGAUCCUUGGGGCGGAAGCAGUCCGAUGUGAGCAGGGGAAAGGAUUCCGUCACCUCGACACCGACCUCAUCAAAGCCGUCGUGGUUUAGGAAAUCCUUGAUUGGGCGGACAGAGAGCGUUGAGGCCAUUUCUGUGGUCCCGCAGCCCGUGCUCAAGGAAACCCCCGCUGCGCGCCCUUCCCCCAUCAUCACGUCGGAGCCGCCCGCGCCUAAGCCGAGAGCGCCCCCGCAGAAGAGGACGACGUGGGCAAACGGCCCGUCAAAUGUCGCGCCCAUCAACAUUCUCCCGACGAUCCGCCCUAUUUCCCCCUUGUCCGACGCCGUUACUGCUCAAGCAAACAACCGGGCGCACUACGAUGCGAACGGGAUUAGGGUUGCGCCAGUCGACGAGAAGGGGUCCAAGAAGAUUGGCCGUCAAUUGUCUGUGCAGUCUACCACCAACCACUACGCCGAGAUCCACAGGCAACAGGCCGAGCGGGCCCUCAAUGGGAACUCGGGCCUUGCUUCGCCAACGAGCGGCCACAAGGAGAGCUUCUUCUCCCACCUGCGGAAGCGCGCGAGGAGGUUCUCUGGCAGGCAUCAGACACCCAUCUCGCCAGCCUACGAUGACCUCGAAGCCCAAGCUGGUUGCGGGCCAUGGGGGAGUAACAGGUCGUCCAUGGUGAUGGACAGCCCGCCUCCUGCGCCUGUCCCAAAGGACACCUACGACUCCUUGGACAAGAAGCUGCAAGUCUCCGACAUCCCUCCCGCACCGCCUGCGCAUCAGGUGACGUCGACCACCACGCUCAAGCGUCAUCACUCGUUGCCUCACCACCAACCUAGGUCUGUGGAUAACUUGGUGGGCACGACUCGAGGGACAAAUCCGGUGUCGAGUCGGACACGGAGGGCGCAUGCUGUUCACGAUGUCAACCAGUAUGAUGCCCCGGACGAAGAGGAGGAGCUCCUAGACGAGGUUCUCACCUCAACCCACCGGGCCAUGAAGCGUCUCGAGAGGAAUGAUCCAGUACGGCAAGCUGUCGGCGCCUUGGGCAUGGCUGACCCGUACCCGACACCCUCACCUUCUGCAAGCGGUAAUGUGAUGCUUUUCGGUGACGGCAAGGAGGCCAUUACCCCCAAGCCUCUAAACUUCCACAAGCCGGCGGCCGAGCACAAGUGGCCAACACCCCCAUACGAUGAGGGCGACUGGGCGGCUUCGGCCUCAGCGAGCAUCUGGGCAGCGGGCAACCGCUUCUAA
Chaetomium globosum CBS 148.51 is the source of this 2040-nucleotide messenger RNA. RefSeq lists its product as uncharacterized. Lineage: Eukaryota; Fungi; Ascomycota; Sordariomycetes; Sordariales; Chaetomiaceae. The record is from RefSeq and is a predicted model, not a curated record. The transcript is spliced from 3 exons. The coding region runs from base 1 to 2040 and encodes 679 amino acids. Gene Ontology annotation, molecular function: ATP binding; protein serine/threonine kinase activity. Gene Ontology annotation, cellular component: cytoplasm; nucleus. Gene Ontology annotation, biological process: intracellular signal transduction; protein phosphorylation.